AUGCCCAACACCCGUCCCCGCUCGCCUAAGGCCUCCGAGACCGGUGAGGAUGACGCUGAGUAUGAAGCGCUGCGCCACUAUGUGCGCCACGAGCUUCUUGGUCACAUCCCCCACGUCGAGCGCUUUCAUGUCGACCCGGCGGUGGUCCUCAAGACGGAACCAUCAGCAAAUGGCGCUGGCAAAGAGGUCAGGGUGAUCACUACCGAGGACGGUCGCACCGAAUACCUCACGGACGGCUGGCGCAAGGUCAGCAAGGGCAAGAAGGACGAGGGUAACAACAAGGCCGAAGCCAGCAAGCCUGACAACGCCGUCAUCAACAAGGACACUGCCAAGUCUGCCGGCGAGACUUCCAGCCAGGCAAGCGGCGGAGUUGACGCCAAGGCCGAUUAG
This is a messenger RNA of Trichosporon asahii var. asahii CBS 2479, 390 nucleotides long. RefSeq lists its product as uncharacterized. The transcript is spliced from 2 exons. The coding region runs from base 1 to 390 and encodes 129 amino acids. The record is from RefSeq and is a predicted model, not a curated record. NCBI's taxonomy places the organism in Eukaryota, Fungi, Basidiomycota, Tremellomycetes, Trichosporonales, Trichosporonaceae.